AUGCUGUCUUCACAAGCAUUUACCGCAGCGGCACGUUCAUCUCUCGGUCGUCGUCUUCUAGCCAAGAGACUAUCUUCUUCUUCUUCUGGUCGAACCGCUGAUCCAGAGAUUCAUGCUCGUAACGAUGGAGACGAGCCUAGUCUUUUCCCAACAGACCCCGAAGGUUUGGAUGAUGUAGCGAAUCCUAAGACUCCGGCGGAUGAGAAUGUACCGGAGAUUCGACCACCCGGUUUUGAAAAGGAACCGCUUUCGCCUCCGAAGAAUCCACGAGCUACUUCACACAAGCUCGAGUCUACUCCUGUUGGUCUACCCGCGGAUCCCAAUCUCCAACAGAAACGAAACUAAUUAAAAGCACCAAACGCCUUAGCCGCUGCCUUUAGCCGCUUUCCCCGCUUAGAUAAGACAUUGUAAACUGAAGGCAGAAAUGAUUACUUUUGAUUAACAUUGACAAUAAUAAUGAAUAAAUAGAUCUUUCUGUUUUCUUGGGAUUCAAGAAAC
Molecule: messenger RNA, 498 nt
Organism: Eutrema salsugineum
Lineage: Eukaryota; Viridiplantae; Streptophyta; Magnoliopsida; Brassicales; Brassicaceae
Exons: 2
Coding region: 1-345 (114 amino acids)
Source: RefSeq, a predicted model, not a curated record